GCCAACCAGUAAACGGCACUCUGAUUGGCCGAGGCAACACGCCAAGCUUUUGGCGCGAUUCUUCGAAUUUCAUCGACCGUCUGUCUCUCAGUCUCUGGUUUGAUCUCUGUGGAAGCAAGUGGCCGCUCGGCUCCGUUCAGCGUACAUCAAGAAUCACCGUUUUCCACUAAGUUGAAAUUGGAUUAAUGAAAUUUGAUGACACAGAGGAUGAAACAAAGGACCGCAGAGAGGUGUCUGACAGUGAUGUGCAGAAUGAGAGGCCGCCACCCAAACGUCGACGCAUCCUCGACCCCUCAGCUAUCGUCCCGGUGCCGGUCUACUCCAACAAGGUGAGUCGCAGUCUGCAGCUGAAGCCAAUGACUCCCGUGUUCACAGAAAAGGAAAGCGCAGAUGACGGUGCAGAUGCUGCAGAUGACAGCUUGUGGUCUCAGUUUUCAUCCCGAGGAACGACAGCAGCCGUCGUCACCCUCAGUGACUCAGAGGAGGACGAAGCCGAACAUGUGGAGAACAGAGCGGAACACAACAAACUAGAAGACAUUCGCUGCCCGUCUCCUCCACCACCUCAGAGUCCAGUCCAGAAACAGUCCAGACAGGUCAAACAGAAGAUCAGUGAGAUCAACAGGAGACUCCAGGCAGUGAACUCCCUCCUGUCUCCGGAGCCUCAGAGCAGGACCAGGUCCAGACGCCACCGAGGCCCACCGUCUCCAACGUUUGUGGAGGAGCAGGACGACGAUGUCAUCAUAAUGAGCCCUAACUCGGACUCCCAGAGUUCGCCGUACAGCUCCUCGGUCCGGGAGAUCCCCCUCAAGAUCCGCUGCCGAACGGACGUCCACAAGAUCCCGGUGCUGUCUUCGACGCCUUUAAGCGAUGUGUUGGCCCAGCUGUCCGUCAUCCUUAACGUCCCGCCCCCUCGCCUCCUGUUGUUGAGGGAGGAAUCUGAGCUGCCGUCAGGCUCCACCGUCGCUGAGCUCGGCCUCGGCAUCGCAGACAUUAUCGAGUGCGUCGUCAUGGCAGCUGAGGAGAAAGGCGAAGCCGGUGACAGCAGCAUCAUCACUGUUCGACUGCAGAGCAAAGAUCGAGACGCCUCGCAGGAGUUUUCUCUGCACAGGGACGCAGCACUGGGCUCCAUCUUCUCCCAGUAUCUGUCCAGGAUGUCUCCCAGUGCUCAGAGGAAGGUCCGCUUCCACUUCGACGGCUCCAAAGUGAAACACUGCCAGACGCCGGCUCAGCUGGACAUGGAGGACGGAGACAUUAUCGAAGUUUGGAUUUAAGCCUUUACACUGAUUUCAUACCUUCUGUGUGUAAAGUAAAUGUAAAAGCCCUGGUUUGGUCAUUCAGUUACUUUAUUUGACAAAGACACUUUAUUGUAAAUGUUGAAAAUACAAAGAUGCAAUUGUUCAGUUUAAAGUGGGAUUAUAUUUUUAGACUAUUCAAAAUAAAAUAAAAUAAAAUAUAAACAGUAGACUUAAACAAGACUUUAAAUCACUGUACACUUAUAUUUUUAUGUUUUUGUGACUGUACAAACAUUCAACUUGUUACUUUUUUACAUGGUCUUUUUUAUUGUUAUUGAAAAUGGGAAUAAUAGGAGUCGAUGUUUCUCAUCGAGAACAGACUCAUAUAGACAGAAAAACUUCACUUCAUUCUCACGAUGACUCUGAGCCAUGCCUGAGCUCUUUUGUGCAAAUGACAAACAGCUGACCAAGAAAUAUUCGGGAGCCAGGUCUCCAAUUACCUCUGAACCCUUGAACUUUGGGCACUGUGUGUUAAAGGUCGGUGUCUCCCACAGUUCUCUCUGUAUUCAUGUAAAACUACUCAAAUUAAAGCAGGUGCUGUUUUUUAGCACCUUUAUGCUGCAUCUUUAUUUCAGAUUGAAUGUUCUGAAGUUCAGAGCCCAAAGAAGAACUACAAUAAAAGGUAAUUAUAGAUGAUAAU
Molecule: messenger RNA, 1932 nt
Organism: Toxotes jaculatrix (banded archerfish)
Lineage: Eukaryota; Metazoa; Chordata; Actinopteri; Toxotidae
Gene: nfatc2ip
Product: nuclear factor of activated T cells 2 interacting protein
Exons: 10
Coding region: 186-1271 (361 amino acids)
Biological process (GO): positive regulation of transcription by RNA polymerase II; cytokine production
Molecular function (GO): protein binding
Source: RefSeq, a predicted model, not a curated record